This is a messenger RNA of Diceros bicornis minor, 2175 nucleotides long. It is a transcript of the gene SPATA17, whose product is annotated as spermatogenesis associated 17. Bases 1 to 1191 code for a protein of 396 amino acids. The record is from RefSeq and is a predicted model, not a curated record. Gene Ontology annotation, biological process: establishment of meiotic spindle localization; spindle organization; mitotic cell cycle. Gene Ontology annotation, molecular function: protein binding. The transcript is spliced from 12 exons. NCBI's taxonomy places the organism in Eukaryota, Metazoa, Chordata, Mammalia, Perissodactyla, Rhinocerotidae. Gene Ontology annotation, cellular component: spindle pole.
AUGCUCGGAGCAACCAUUAGUUCUCCUCCCCCCACUGCUUUUUUCUCCUAUAAUCUCCUCUUUGCACUCCUAGAAGAGAUAGAGACCAGACGCGCCGAGGCAAUGGCCACGCUAGCCCGGCUGCAGGCGCGGUCCACGAUUCUGGGACAUCAGUACUACUUCAGGAACAGUGUUGUAGAUGUAUUCAGAAAAAAGGAGAAUGACGCUGCUGUUAAAAUCCAGAGCUGGUUUCGAGGAUGUCAGGUUCGGGCAUAUAUCAGGUAUUUACACAGAGUAGCAAUAAUUAUUCAAAAAUGGUGGAGAAGUUACUUAGGCAGACAACAUUAUCAAUUAAUUGUGAAGUUAGCAUAUUAUGCUAUGAAGAUGAAUCUCUACAAUGCAAUGGCUGUCAGGAUUCAGAGGCGAUGGCGAGGCUAUAAGGUUCGGAAAUACUGCUUUAAUUAUUAUUAUUUGAAGGAGUACCUGAGAGCUGUUUCAGAGGCCAAUGAUGCAAUUAGGGAGGCGCUGGACGAGUUUGCAGACAUGCAAGAAAGAGAAGAGAAGAAGGCGACCCUCGAAAGGGAAGAGAAGAAAAGAGAUUACCAAGCCCGAAAGAUGCAUUACCUCCUCAGCACAAAGCAGAUUCCAGGUGUAUACAAUUCACCAUUCAGAAAAGAUCCUGACCCGUGGGAGUUGCGGUUACAGAAGGCAAAGCCUUUAACACGCCAGAGAUCUAGAGUUAAGCAGCAGCACUCCGUCAGCCUGAGCGACUGGCUGGCUUGUACGAGCGCCCGUUCCUUUCCUCAGUCCGAAGUUCUGCCGCCGAUUGAUAGGAAACAGUGUCAGGGGCCCUUCCGCGAUAUCGCUGAAGUGUUGGAGCAGCGCUACAGGCCUUUGGAGCCCACCUUGCGGGUGGCAGAACCAAUCAAUGAAUUAAAGGAGGCCCGAGAGGAGUUCAGAAGACAGGAGUGGAUGCGAAAUGUAAAUGACAAAAUGUUUUUGCCAUUUUCUUCCUACCAUAAAAAUAAAAAAUACAUCCCAUCAAUGCAUUCGUCAAGCAAGUAUGGUCCUGAUUCUUAUGGAUGUCAACAUUUCAGAGAUGAAAAUCCCAAGAAAUGGAUCUGUGACAAGAAUUUCCAAACUGUAUUACCAUCAUUUGAUCUCUUCUCAAAGUACGGAAAAUCAUAUUCAAAAGCCGGACAAAUUGUAUAAAGGAAAUAAAAGAAGACAAAAUGUAAAAAUGAAGUUGAGUCAUGAAGUGGGUGUGAAAUAGAAGACUCCACUGCCUGGAAUCCUGGAUUCUGCUUAAGUAACCUUGACACAAGUCUCUUAACCUCUGAAGUGUUUCUCUCUCUGUCUCCCUCUCCUCUGUCCAAAGAAGAAAUUGGAACCAUCUCUGACUCAUUCAAAAGCUCUACAGUUCUAAAAGGAAAAUACAAAUGAGGAUCCUACAGAAAAUACACUUAAACCAUACUUCUUAUUAUGAUUCAAUAAACUGUAAUAUUUUAUAGCCGACUAGACAUGAAUUAAUUAUAGUGUGAAAAAAAUAUAUACAUAGGUGUGUGAAUAGUGGGUCUUUUACCUCUGAGAAUGUCUAUCACAACCACAGCCCCUGGUGACCAAAAAUGCCUAAAAUUAUUCCAUUGAAGUGGCCAUAUUCUGACCCCAUCGCCCUAGUCAUAAAUGAUGAGGCCAGAAUUAGAUACCCCAGUGAAGGGCAGCAACAUGUAAGUAUGAGUGAUGAAUGGCUUGAAAUAUGAAUGGUAUGAAGUGGUUUGUCAUGAAAACUCUGCCCUGAGAGACAUAGUGACUCAUCAGACCAAUUAUAACCCCAUUAGGACGUUGAACUUGAGACACACAGACAUAGACCAGUGGCUGUGGGAGCAGAAACAUAGGCACCCUCAAAUAGAGAAGACAAAUAGGGAAGGUCUCUGCUGGAAGGAGAACAAGGAGGUAACCUGGUUGUUAGGGUUGUACCUAGCACACUGUAACCACUUAGUAAGUGUGUCUGACUCAUUAGAUUGUGAAAUUUUAGAGUAUGCCUUCUACCUCUGACUCUUUAAUAACAAUUAGCAAUCUAUUAGGUGUUUUGUAGAUGCUGUGUGAAUAUUUGUUGAUUCUGACCUUAGCACAAACUUGUCAGACAAUUACCUGAAAUUAUAAAGAGUCUGAAUGUUGCUCGCUUCAAAGCUACAU